ACUAACCCCUCACUGCAGACAUAGUAAGACUAUAAACACUAGAGUUGUAUGAUUUCGGGGGGAGAGCUGUUUUUGUCCUUCAUUGCAUGUUAGUCAUUGUUGAACAGUAAUCAAGAACAGAGUUUCCCAGUAGCAGUAGCAGUAGCCAGUAGCCACUGCCUUUCUUUUUCCUACUCUUUCUCCUAUUUAACCAAACUCCUCGGUCACUUUCCUGUAGCAACAAAUGUUGUAUCAAAGAUGAUGAUGAUGAUGAUUCUUAUUGGGAAGAACAUUUCACCAUCUCUACAGCAUUCCACCACCUAAAGAAAGACACUUGGAGAAUUCUUUUGCUGCUAUGGAUCUCACUAGCAACAACUACUUGGAACCCUUUGCAUCUCAAGGGGGAGCAACUUUAGAGAGUGAUGAUGGAUUGUGCAAGAAUAGAAGCAUAAAGAAUCCAUUUUUAGAUUCCUUUUCUGACCCUCUAUGCAGGCUGAAUCUCAAAGAAACCUCAGAGUUUGUCAAGUCAUUUCCAGUGGGAAAUAAUGGCACAGAGAGCAGAGGGUUUCUUGAGAUUUCAGCACAUAGAGGUGGAGAUAAUGGGGUGAGCUCAGUCACAAGGAGAAAUGUAGAAGCACCUCCCACUCCUGGAAGGCCUGUUUUCAGCUUCAGCAAUGGAGGAUUUUCAAGAAAGAGUUUCCCUUCAAAAUGGGAUGAUGCAGAGAAAUGGCUUGUUAGUGGCCAUGAUUCUCCAGCUAAUAACAAUCAUAAUGGCCUGUUGUUCAAAUCAUUAGAUUCUUCAAAGAUGUUCUCCAAACAAUGCAGUGGGUACAAGCCACAGCUUGGCGAAAUCUUUGCUGAGAAAUCAAGGGUUACUGAGGAGAAAGUUUCAACUUUUCAAGGGGCUUUAGUGCUGGACCAUCACACCUCAGCUAGAGCUAUCAGUGGGGUUUCACUUUCACCUACAGCAGAUGUACUUCUAAAAGAUAAAUUCCCAGACGAGGUGAAUCCAUUAAGUCCCAAGUUUGGAUGCUCAGAGCCAAUGCAAGAAGGAUUUAUAUUCAGAAAUGCUAUGAAAAAAUCCACUAACAAUGCGGCGACUACGUUAGAAACGGUGCAAGAAGUGAAACACAGAGACAUUGGCACAGAAAUGACCCCUCUUGGCAGCUCCACCACUUCAAGAUGCCCGACACCAUUCAAAAGCACGUCUCCAGCCCGCCACAACACGCCGGCUAAUAGGUCUGGCCCGUUGACCCCGACUAGCAUUGAUGGCUCAAACACCGUUGACAUAACACAAUUGCAAGAAUGCCAUUUAGCCAAGCUACACAUUGGGUCGAUGCAGUUUGAUUCUGUGACGUCGAAUUGGAGCUCUAGAGAGGAGGAGGAGGAGGAUGUGUCGAAGAGUCUGAGACACUAUGAGAUGAGUAGUGAGUGCCGGAGAAACAUUUCAGAGUCAAGGUCUUGCACGUGGGAAGAAGAGGAGAAAACUAAGAGCUGCCUUAGGUACCAAAGAGAAGAAGCAAAGAUCCAAGCUUGGGUGAAUCUCCAGAGUGCAAAAGCAGAAGCUGAAUCAAGAAAGCUUGAGGUGAAAAUACAGAAAAUGAGAUCGAAUUUGGAAGAAAAGCUAAUGAAGAGGAUGGCAGACGUGCACCGGAAAGCUGAAGAAUGGAGAGCAGCAGCACAGUUUCAACACUCGGAGCAAAUUCGAAAAGUCGGGCAGCAGGCACGCAAGGUAAUGAAUCGUAACAACUCACAUUUCUCAGGGCGCAAAUCCUGUGGCUGCUUCCCUUGUAAUAACCAUAACAUGUGAGAAUAGAUGGAAACUGUUGAGAGAAUAUUUCAGCAAUGAAGAUGUGUGGCUUAAUGACAAAAUCCAGGACAUUAACCAUUACAUACUACUAGUUCAGUUCAUGCAUUCGCAUCACGUUUACCUGGAAGGAAAAACAGUCUUCUUACAGGACUUGGACAAAAUAUACUACAGUGAUCAUAAAGUGCAACUACAUGUGAAUUUCUGUGGGGUAAAUGACAUUUACUGAAAAAUAGAGGGGUCAAAGAAAAUAUUU
Molecule: messenger RNA, 2042 nt
Organism: Sesamum indicum (sesame)
Lineage: Eukaryota; Viridiplantae; Streptophyta; Magnoliopsida; Lamiales; Pedaliaceae
Product: Remorin family protein
Source: RefSeq, a predicted model, not a curated record